This is a messenger RNA of Sordaria macrospora k-hell, 579 nucleotides long. RefSeq lists its product as uncharacterized. NCBI's taxonomy places the organism in Eukaryota, Fungi, Ascomycota, Sordariomycetes, Sordariales, Sordariaceae. Gene Ontology annotation, cellular component: spindle microtubule; DASH complex. The record is from RefSeq and is a predicted model, not a curated record. Gene Ontology annotation, biological process: attachment of spindle microtubules to kinetochore.
AUGAACUACAACUACGCCUACAACCCACCACCCCCCUCCUUCUCGACUCUCCUCCCGCCCCUUCACUCCUCUCUCAACCUGCUCUCCUCCUCCCUCUCCCUCCUCGACUCCUCAACCUCCGACUUCCCCCGCCUCUCCUCCGUCCUCAAAACCGUCCGCCACUAUGAGCUCAUCCCACAACCAACCUUACAAGCCGCCGAAGCUUCCCUCCGCGACGAGAUCGGCCCCUUUAUCGAGCUGCUACUAGAAAGAGUGGACAAGGAACUAGAAAGAAAGGGCCGAAGGGUAGAGACGCUCAAGGCUAGGUGUGAACUCAACGGAGGGAGGUUGUCGAAUUAUAAUCGGGAACAGAAGAGUGGUGCUGGUGCGGGAGGUAUACCAAAGAACAAGGAUAAGGAGGCUGGGGCUGGGGCCGGAAGGAAGAAGCUCAAUGGGGAGGCGGCGCUGAGAGCGAGAGUUGUUAGGCAAAGGAAGGAGGCGCUGAAGUAUAGUGUCGAGAGGCUGGAGAUGGAGGUGGCGCAGAAGGAGAGGGAGUUGAGGAUGAGGUUGGAGCAGCAGGGGGGUGGGCUGGCGCUUUGA